Cetraspora pellucida is the source of this 1575-nucleotide messenger RNA. NCBI's taxonomy places the organism in Eukaryota, Fungi, Glomeromycota, Glomeromycetes, Diversisporales, Gigasporaceae. The record is from the annotation of a GenBank genome assembly.
UAUAAAAUAAGCUUUGAACGAUUAUCUGAAAAUAUUAACCUUGAUGUUGAAAUGAUUAACCUUAAUGUUGAAACAAUUUACCUUGAUGCUGAAACAAGUUUUAACAUUGAUAUUGAUAAAAGCCAAGUUAAUAAUUCUUUUGAUCUUUUAAAUGAAAUAAAUAAUAGUUACAUAACUUUACAUAAAGAACCAAUAGUUUCUAUUAGUGAUAAUCAAGUCAUGAUACUAGUUGGGCAAACUUUUGCAGAUUGGAAUAAUAUAGUAAUUUGUUGGACAAAAGAUAAAUAUUGUAUAAGACAUACUCACUUAGAACACAACUAUCCUAUGGACACUGCAAUAGUUGUGUUUGAUUCUAGUUAUUGGAAACUAAGUCAUAAUAAAAAUGCUCAUAUUCAAAUGCUUUAUGAUAGUGGCAUCCCAGUUCCUACAAUUACUGCAGAGCUAUUAAACAAUCUAAAUACUAAUAAUGAAUAUCGAGUUACUUAUUUGGUUAAUAAUAAGAAACUUCAUUGCUUGUUUUUUACAAUCCGUAUAGCACUUUCAACAUUUAAUUAUUAUCCUGAAAUUUUAUUAUUAGAUUCUACCUAUAAAACAAAUAACAGUGAAUUUUGUUGGGCAUUCCAUCAAUUAAAGGAAAUAAUUGAAGAUAAAAUGUUUUAUAACAUACGAACAAUAGUAAUUGAUAGUGAUUCUGCACUUAUAUCUGCAGUACGAACUGAGAUGUCACAUGCCAAACAUCAAUUAUGUGAUUGUUUAUUAGAUAAAUAUCCUGAGGCAUAUAGUUAUAUGGUAGAGCAAUGGAAACCAUAUAAAGCUACUAAUGUGCAUUUAAAACGUUUACUUGGUCAUAUGACACCUCUACCUGAUAUUCAUCAACAGUGUCCUGAAUUUCUAAAAGAAGUUUCAAUAAUUAUUUCAGAUUUUGUAUAUGCUUUAUUAUUAGAGCAAUAUACUAUGAUUAAUAAUUAUGAUAUUAAAAAGCAAGAAGCUGGUUUGCUCCAUGUUUAUUACAAUGAACAUCAUGAACAUACAAUUUAUCAAGUUAAUAAUUCAUAUAUAUGUUUCUGUGAUUAUAAUACACAAUUUGCUUUACCAUGUCGACAUGUUCUUGCUGUUCAUGUUAUUAAUAAAAAAAGUUUAAAUGUUGAUUAUAUUGGUCUUUGUUGGAUAAUUACAUCAGUAAGAUUUACUGUAUCUGAAAAACAAAGUAACAAUUUUAUUAAUAACAAUGAAUUUACUACCAUGUCCAAUCAUAUAAUUCAUGAUAUAUCCUCUGACAAACAAAAGUCUACUAAAAACACUAUAGAUUUAAUUAAAGAUAUUGAAUCUAUCUCUAAUCGAGUUGGUCAUAUUGAAAUCAAUAAUACAGUUGCUCUUUUUGUAGAACAAUUAAAAAACAAAUAUCCAUUAUCACAAGAUGAUAUUAGAGAUCCUAUUAUUGCAAAGACAAAAGGAAGGCCAAGUAAUACUAAACGCAAAAAGAUAGGUGCUGAGCAUGCUACUAAAAAACUUUAUGUGUGUAGUAUUUGUAGCAACAAUGGACACAACUCCAGAAGUUGCCCAAGCAAGAGCAAG